AUGUCAAUACAAGAAGGGGCCGAUGUUGGAGUGAGGGAUCACCGUGGUCGAAGACCAUUAUGCUGGGCCGCGGGAAAUGGCCACAAGGCUGUGGUGCAGUUAUUACUUGGGACUGGACGGGUGGACGUGAGCUCAACGGACUCCUGGGGUCGAACACCACUAUGCCUGGCCGCGACAAGUGGUUCUGAGGCUGUGGUGCAGUUAUUACUUGGGACUGGACAGGUGGACGCGAGCUCAAAGGACUCCUGGGGUCGAACACCAGUAUGCUGGGCCGCAAUAAAUGGCCAUAAGGGGGUGGUGCAGCUAUUAUUUGAGACUGGGAAGGCUGAUGUGGACUUAAAGGACUCUGAGGGCCGGACACCGCUAUCCUGGGCCGCGGCAUAUGGUCAUAAGCCAGUCGUGCAACUAUUACUUGGGACUGGACAGGUGAACGUGGACUCAAUGGACUCCGAGGGCCGAACCCCAUUAUCCUGGACUAUGGAGAGUGGCCAAGACUCGAUGGCGCAGCUAUUACUUAGGACUGGAGAGGUGGAUGUGGACUCAAAGGACUCUGAGGGCCGGACACCGCUAUCCUGGGCCGCGGAAUGUGGUCAAGAUGCGAUGGUGCUGCUAUUACUUGGGACACGGAAAGUUGACGUGGACGCAAAGGACUCCUGGGGCCGAACACCAUUUUCUUAUGCCGCAGGGAGUGGCCAUAAGGCGGUGGUGCAGCUAUUACUUAGGACGGGACAGGUAGAUGUGGAGUCGAAACAUUCUGGAGGUCGAACGCCAUUAUCCUGGGCCGCGGAAUGUUGGUAUAAGCCAGUGGUGCCAGUGAUACAGCUAUUACUUGGGACUGGACAGGUUGACCUGGACUCAAAGGACUCUGAAGGUCGAACACCAUUAUCCUGGGCCGCGGAGAAAGGUAAUGAGGCGGCAGUGAGGCUAUUACUUGAGACUGGGAAGGUGGGCGUGGACUCGAAAGACUCCGAGGGCCGAACACCAUUAUCCUGGGCUGCAGAGAAAGGUGAUGAGGCAGUGAUGCAGCUAUUACUUCGGAGCAAGAUGGACGUUGACUAG
Penicillium samsonianum is the source of this 1059-nucleotide messenger RNA. Its product is annotated as ankyrin repeat domain-containing protein. Bases 1 to 1059 code for a protein of 352 amino acids. Gene Ontology annotation, molecular function: protein binding. The transcript has a single exon. NCBI's taxonomy places the organism in Eukaryota, Fungi, Ascomycota, Eurotiomycetes, Eurotiales, Aspergillaceae. The record is from RefSeq and is a predicted model, not a curated record.